Molecule: messenger RNA, 1254 nt
Organism: Pipistrellus nathusii (Nathusius's pipistrelle)
Lineage: Eukaryota; Metazoa; Chordata; Mammalia; Chiroptera; Vespertilionidae
Source: the annotation of a GenBank genome assembly
AUGGAGUUUGUCAAGUGCUUGGGGCACCCGGAGGAGUUUUACAACCUGCUGCGCUUCCGAAUGGGGGCCCUGUAUAAGGUGAUGCCCAAGAUGGACCAGGACUCGCUCAGCAGCAGCUUGAAAACUUGUUACAAGUACCUGCGCCAGACCAGUCGCAGUUUUGCAGCUGUUAUCCAGGCGCUGGAUGAAGAAAUGCGCCAUGCAGUAUGCAUAUUUUAUCUGGUUCUCCGAGCCCUGGACACUUUGGAAGAUGACAUGACCAUCAGUAUAGAAAAAAAAAUCCCACUGUUGCACAACUUUCACUCAUAUCUUUAUGAACCUGACUGGCGGUUCACGGAGAGCAAGGAGAAGGAUCGACAAGUGCUGGAGGACUUCCCAACGAUCUCCCUCGAGUUUAGAAAUCUGGCUGUGAAAUAUCAAACAGUGAUUGUCGACAUUUGCCGGAAAAUGGGAUUUGGGAUGGCAGAGUUUUUGAAUAAGGACGUGACCUCUGAAGAGGAGUGGGACAAGUACUGUCACUAUGUUGCCGGGCUGGUGGGAAUUGGCCUUUCUCGUCUGUUCUCGGCCUCAGAAUUAGAAGACCCCUUAGUUGGUGAAGACACAGCGUGUGCCAACUCCAUGGGCCUGUUUCUGCAGAAAACAAACAUCAUUCGUGAUUAUCUAGAAGAUCAGAAAGAAGGAAGAGAGUUCUGGCCUCAAGAGGUUUGGAGCAAGUAUGUUAAGAAGUUGGGUGAUUUUGCUAAGCCGGAGAAUAUUGAUGUGGCCGUACAAUGUCUAAAUGAACUUAUAACCAAUGCUCUACACCACAUUCCAGAUGUCAUCACCUAUCUUUCCAGACUUAGAAACCAAAGUGUGUUUAACUUUUGCGCUAUUCCUCAGGUAAUGGCCAUUGCUACUUUGGCUGCCUGUUAUAAUAAUCAGCAGGUGUUCAAAGGGGUAGUGAAGAUUCGAAAAGGACAAGCAGUAACCUUGAUGAUGGAUGCCACCAACAUGCCAGCUGUCAAAGCUAUAAUAUACCAAUACAUGGAAGAGAUCUAUCACAGAAUUCCCAGCUCGGAUUCAUCUUCCAGUAAGACAAGACAGAUCAUCUCCACCAUCAGAACACAGAAUCUUCCCAGCUGUCAGCUGACCUCCCGAAGCCACUACUCCCCCUUCUACCUGUCGUUUCUCAUGCUCUUGGCUGCCCUGAGCUGGCAGUACAUGAGUGCCCUGUCUCAGGGCACAGAAGACUACGUUCAGACCGGAGAACACUGA